Molecule: messenger RNA, 567 nt
Organism: Serpula lacrymans var. lacrymans S7.9
Lineage: Eukaryota; Fungi; Basidiomycota; Agaricomycetes; Boletales; Serpulaceae
Gene: NdufAB1
Product: NdufAB1, acyl carrier protein/NADH-ubiquinone oxidoreductase
Exons: 5
Coding region: 21-368 (115 amino acids)
Biological process (GO): fatty acid biosynthetic process
Cellular component (GO): mitochondrion
Molecular function (GO): acyl binding; acyl carrier activity
Source: RefSeq, a predicted model, not a curated record
GCCUUAACCAUAUCUCUCCAAUGUUUCUUCGCCGUUUGUGCAACAUUGCGAAUGGCACGCGACGUCCUUCAAGCGUUCCACAUCGUUUACCUCAUAUAAGGUUUUCAGCAGCUGCAAGCUUGACUAGGGACAAUGUACAAGCUAGAGUUUUAAACGUCGUUAGAGGCUUUGAGAAAGUCGAUUCCGUCAAGCUCUCCGUUGAUUCUUCUUUCGCGGAAAACCUUGGUCUUGACAGUUUAGACACUGUUGAAUUGGUCAUGGCUAUGGAAGAGGAGUUUGCCAUUGAAAUUCCGGAUGCUGAAGCAGAUGGUAUCAAAACUGUACAACAAGCCAUUGAAUACAUCGCGAAAACACCAGAAGCUCAUUAGUGGCCUGCAUUGGGAAAAUCGAUGUUUGAUGAUCGAGCCUAGGCUUCAUCUAUUGGCAGCCUGUCAACAGCUGUUGAGGGUUUCGGCGAUUAUAUCCAACGCACGUGACAAUACGCGACACGUCCAACAGCGAUCAACGUAGCGUACUUGUCGUAUGUUUUUAGAAAUACCGAAUCAAAUAAUAUUCCGAAGUCUCCUC